AGACUAAAGGAGUUGAGGUGGGGAAGAGGGAAAUAUGCGCGCCGAGGGUGUCCUAUAAAGGGUGUCAUCGUCAACCCCGGACACCCAUUCCACCACCGACCAUCACACCGCCGCGCCGCGCGCGAACCACGUCGCCGCGCUGCCACCGCCGCUAUACUGGCCGCUAUCUUUUCAUUUCGAAAUCAAUCGUGCAGAUUUCUCUAUCUCCCGAUCGCCCUGCGCAUCGAGAGGUCCAACGACUGUUAAAAUGAUCGCACUUUGGACUUUUAACGCGAUGGCAUUCUUCUGCAAUUGGAUGCUCGUGUCUUCCUCGAUAUUGACUCCAUUGAAGGAUGACGGUAGCCUAAGGAUCUUUAAGGAAUCGCCGAACGAAUUCGAAUACGUAAUAAAGAGACGCGGCAUCGAUGAGCGUAAAGAAGACACCGAUCCUAAAGAGAGACGUGGCACCAUGGGUUCCUCCUUCAUUAGAUUCGGACGCAGCCAGUCUGCUUUUAAUGACGUCGACAAUUCCGUCGUCGACGGAGAAACUGAUUCAAAGGUCAGCAGACACCCCCGAUGGAAGUCACCGGACAUCGUCAUCAGAUUCGGUCGGUCCAACUUCAAAGCUGUUAACAACGAACAACCCAAACGCGGGCGAAACGAUCUCAAUUUCAUCAGGUUUGGUCGAAACAUACAAGUUGUGCCGGCCGAUCUCGAUCUAUCUGCAGUGUGUUCGGCGCUUGUAUCGAACGGAGUGGUCAACGACGCGGAAUUACACCCGGACAUAUCAAGGUUGCUCCGUCUUUGCAACGGUCUAAACAAGAUAACCGGCGAGAUCAGUUUGAACGCUUCAGGGUGCCAGGACGGCCCGUGCCGUCAUGAGUGAACCGGCCUGUCGCUCGCUGUUGAUCGAACUCGUCCGAGAUCCGAGAUCGUCCCACACGGAUUUGUCCUGCGGAUUCGAUGCCGGAUGUCAACGAGGAUUCGUAAUCGCUCCAGUUUGCCAAACCGAUUACACCGCCACGACUGAAUUGCAUUUGGCUUUGAGAUGACGGCCGGAUAUCGCGUUACUAUCAGCGCGGAUUUGUACUUAAGCGGAACUCUCGCGCAACUUGUUAAAAAAAAAAAAAAAAUGAUCGAAAAUAAUUGCCUGCUCGUCUGUUGCAAUAUUACGAAAGAACAAUGACAUUUAUUUUAAAGAAGUUUGCUUCAAUUGUUUCUUUCUUCGUCAAGUUAAACAAGUCACGCUUCCCCAUAGAGAAUAUUACUAAGUAUUCUAGCAACAAUAACAUUGCUGAAAUAUUACAUCACAUGUUCUGUAUGGAUAAUUUAUUAUUUGUGUUAUUAAUUAUACAAAUAUUUCCCAUACAGCAGCGAGAAGUAUGAUAAUCAAUUAUUUAUUUAUAAAGCUAGAGCAUUAAACUAAAUCUCUUGUGUACCUUUUUUCCCCUAUUUCUUUGAUAAGCGCUAAAUAUAGUGUACAGACUUGUUUUUUUUUUUUUUUUUUUUAAGAAAUAAUUUAAUAGCUUCAAUUUUUUAAUUUUAUUAAACUCUAAAUAUACAUUAUGUGCACUCGUAAGCUGAUAGCAAAUACCGAGCCGUGAAUCUCAUGUCGGAUACCGCGCUGUACAUCCACCUGCCUCAUUAUUUAUUCAAUGUACAUACAAACCUGAUGAUUUAUCAUUCCGAAACACCAUCGAUGUAAUCGCAGAUUCGUAUUGUAAUUGUAAUUAUGCGCAUUUUUUCUGUCGGGUCCGCAGACAACGAAUUACCGCUAACAACGAAUUUAGUUGAAUGCUAAAAAUAUAUAUCAUCGUAUUCAAAUACAUAAGCAUAAAAUAAAAGUGUCGUUAUUGGAAUAUCUAAGCAAAUAUGCAUUAAAAACAGCUAAUUACCAAUCUUUAAAUUUUUAGACAAAGUAUUACUGAAAAAAAUAUUAUUGUAUCACAUAUAAUAUUUUUAGAUUGAGGUAUAUUUUUAAUCGAUUAUCUAUACGACAUUUCUUUAUUUCACAACCUUUUGUUAUCUUUUGUACAACUUGGUGAUUUUAUUCUUUCAAGAAGUUAAAGUCUUAAAGAUAAUGUUUUACGAAGAACUGAAUUAUUCAAAAAACCAAAAAAAAACAAAAUUAUUAUGAAAAAUUUUUAAAGAACCAAAGUAUAACUGCGGAUUUACCAAAUAUAACGCAAAAUACAAUACAUAUAUAACGUUUUAGCAAUAUUGUAAAAAUAUUGUAAAGUUACUGCAACAUUAUUAUGCAAUCUUUUGAGCUGUCUGGGAAGUGUAUUUCUUUUUUUUAGUUUAUCACUAUUAUGCAAUUUUGUUUCUAAUAUUCAUAAAUUCACAAUUCAUUCUAAAAUAGUAUCUAAAAAAUUAUAUUUUAAAGUUUCCUUUGGUCUUUUUUUGCACAACUACUCAAUUUUGUUAAACAUCGUGGUGACUUAUAAAAAUUAUUAUUGACAAGUUAUUUUUAUAUUGUUGAGUUUUUAUACGUCAAUUUAUACGCGAUUUUCAUGAAUUUGUCAUGUGCAUUCCGGUACAGUCAACCAAAUUCGUUGUAAGCUUCGCACGUUGAAUAAAUAAUAUGAUCGACCGUUGGAUUCAGCCCAAGCUUACGAUAAGUACUAUAAGGAUUUGUCAUAGUGUUAAAACGUAUACGUCACAUUAUCCGCAGUAGUCUACGCUAUUCUAAUGUAUGUAUGUAAAUUUAAUACGUAACUACAUAUAAUUAAAAAGAAACAAAGUGGCUGGAUGUGA
Solenopsis invicta (red fire ant) is the source of this 2736-nucleotide messenger RNA. RefSeq names its product FMRFamide-related peptides. Lineage: Eukaryota; Metazoa; Arthropoda; Insecta; Hymenoptera; Formicidae. Bases 248 to 865 code for a protein of 205 amino acids. The transcript is spliced from 3 exons. Gene Ontology annotation, biological process: neuropeptide signaling pathway. The record is from RefSeq and is a predicted model, not a curated record.